Molecule: messenger RNA, 1503 nt
Organism: Parnassius mnemosyne (clouded apollo)
Lineage: Eukaryota; Metazoa; Arthropoda; Insecta; Lepidoptera; Papilionidae
Source: the annotation of a GenBank genome assembly
AUGGAAACUGAAAGAAAAGGAGGCCAACUCAACAGUCCGUUUCCAGCGCCUAAGUUAAAAAUAAUGGAUGUUGAUCUUGAGGAGGCGUUAGAACUGGCAGGCGUUGGUAAAUACCAAUAUUUCCAUUGCGCGUUGAUGGUAUUGACAUUGGCAGCUGCUCUCCUGGAGAUGAUCGGGUAUUCCUUCAUACUACCUUCCGCUGCCUGUGACUUAGAUUUACCAGACAAUUUAAGAGGAAUUGUGGCAUCUAUACCAAAUAUAGGCGUUAUUUUGACGGCGCCACUCUGGGGGAGAGCGGCUGACUCUCUGGGUCGAAAACCAGUUCUGUUGUUGUCUUCGGCGUUCGCAGGUUUUUUUGGUUUAAUCGCGUCGUUUAUGCCUUCAUUGCUAACAUUCGCACUGUGCAAAUUAGCAGGGUCUUUAUUCUUAUCAUGUCCAUCGUCUCUUUGCUUCGCGUAUGCUGGUGAAUUAAUGCCGAGGAAGAGACGAGAUGUGACCCUGUUGACAUGCAAUGCUUUCCUUAUGCUCUCUGCCUCAUUAACUCCAAUUCUAGGUUGGACCAUUUUGUCAAACAUCUGGUAUGGCUUUAAGCCUUGGCGAUUACUUACAAUGGUUUACGCUCUGCCUUUGAUUUUGUCUGCAUUCAGCCUGACUCUGACGAAGGAGAGUCCAAAGUUUCUUGUAACUAGAGGAAAGUACGACGAGGGUUUGGAAGUGCUGAAGCAUAUUUAUUCAGUGAACAGUGGCUUGGAAAAGGAGCGCUUUAGUGUAGUAUCUUUGAAGAGGUCUAUAGAUGAGAACGGAAUGGAGCUGGAGUUGGACAGUUCUCGGAGACAUGACUCGAUAUUUUCCCUGUUGCGUCCACCGCACUUGCAAUGGCUUGCACUUCUUGGUUUCCUUAUGUUUGGCUUGUUUUCACUGUUAAAUGGCCUGUACAUUUUCGCACCGGACACUAUAAAUAAACUAUUAAAUCCAUCAAAUAAGGCUUACAGUACUAUAUGCGAAGUGAUAAAUCUCAAAGAAAAUAAGACAAGCAGUGCCACGUGCGAUGACACCAUAUCUCGUGAAACCUUCCAAAUAAUGAUAGUAGCGACAGUCGUGUACGGCGUAAUAGUGAUGAUGAUCAGCCUCAGCCCAGUCUCCAAAAAGAUCCAGCUUAUUACCAUGUUCUUGGUAGUUGGUGCAGCUUGUAUUUCGUCAAAGCUUACCACAAAUAGAUUGUUCGCCGGGAUAUCUAUGUCAGCCUUGCAGAUAACUGCUUUAGGCAUCGGACCGCUUACAGCAUACGCAGUUCAUCUCUUUCCUACGAGUUUGAGGGGCACGGCUGUCGGCGCAGUUCUCAUGUUCGGGCGUACCGGUUCCGCGGUCGGAGCCAAUGCUGCGGGCAUCUUUCUCGCCAGUUCUUGCACGACCACGUUCUAUGGUUUUUCUUCUAUGCUGUUCUUAUGCGCGGCUCUUUGCAUUCUCCUGCCAAAGGACCAUCCGCCAAGAAAUACCAGAUAA